CUCCAUCCCAGCACAGCGCUGCCGGUGGGGCGGAACACCACUCAUCGACCCAGUUGAUUUCUAGGAACCGCCGAUAGACCUGACACACCGCCGUGUCUUUCACUGAAGAACUGUCACUUUGAAUAGCUCGCCACUGUACCUGCACCUCGAUACACAAUGGCAGAUCGAGAAGACUUAGUUUAUCAAGCAAAACUUGCCGAGCAGGCAGAGCGAUACGACGAGAUGGUGGUGUAUAUGAAGACCGUGGCUGGCAUGAACAUGGAGCUCACAGUGGAGGAGAGGAACCUACUAUCAGUGGCCUAUAAGAAUGUGAUUGGUGCUCGGAGAGCCUCCUGGAGGAUAAUCAGCAGUAUCGAACAGAGGGAAGAGAACAAGGGUGGAGAAGAGAAACUGAAGAUGAUCCGGGAAUACAGGCAAACGGUUGAGAAGGAGCUGAAGUCAAUCUGUAAUGACAUUCUGGAAGCACUGGAAAGGCACCUAGUCCCCUCAGCUGUCAUGGGAGAGUCUAAGGUUUUCUACAACAAAAUGAAGGGUGAUUACCACAGGUAUCUGGCAGAGUUUGCCACUGGCAACAACAGGAAAGAGGCAGCAGAGAACAGCCUGGUGGCCUACAAAAGUGCUACCGAUCUAGCCACGUUGGAGUUGCCUCCCACACACCCCAUCCGCCUUGGCCUCGCCCUGAACUUCUCCGUCUUCUACUACGAGAUCCUCAAUUCACCUGACCGCGCUUGCAGGUUGGCAAAGGCUGCGUUUGAUGAUGCCAUCACAGAACUGGACACACUGAGUGAAGACAGCUACAAGGACUCCACACUUAUCAUGCAGUUGUUACGUGACAACCUGACACUAUGGACUUCAGAUAUGCAGGGAGAGGGUGAAGAACAGAACAAAGAGGUACUGCAAGACGCCGAGGAUGAGGCCCAGUGAGACUAUGCCACCUACAGCCAACAACUUGAGACCCUCCCCUCACCUCCUCACACUCCUCCUCCCUCUGCCUUCGUCCUCCUCCCCCCUCCAACUCCCCUUCCCUUUCUGCGAGUCACCUUCUUCGUCCUCCUCUCUCCUCCUUUUCCUUUCUUCCACCUCUGCAGCUCCAUGACCCAGCAGGGCCACGGAGUUCACAAGUUUAUUUUUCUCUUCUUUUUUAUUUUUAUAUUAGCCCUUACAUCAUUCAAGUAAAUACCACUUAAUUGAGACAGGAAAUACAAUGUUAGAAAGACAAAGAUAAGAGAGUCCCUGGAUUUUUGUUUUGUUUUGUUUUUGUUUUUUUUGGUCCUGGUACAAGCGGUUCUGAAAUGUUAUCUUUGUUUUCAUUAUUGUAUUUUUGUUUGUUUUUGCUUUUUCUUCAAUAUUUUUAUCAGUUGCUGGAUGUAUUGACAAUUUUUACCUUAAUGUAAUUACAGAAAUUAACUUUUAUUACUGAUAAUGUCGACUAUUAGUUAUGGGAGCUAUUUUAUCUCUGUUUUUAGUGAAAUGUCAUGCAAAUCAUUUUACCUUUUUAUGGGCAAUUUGGAAAAUUACAAGUGCCCUUUUUGUUAACUUAGGUUUUCAGAGGAAGUUGGCAAAAUUCGCGAUAUCCAUGUGGGGCAAAGAAGUGCUUAACUUUUACACCAUAGUGAUUCUGUUGUCAUGUUUUUGUAGUUGUCCUUGGACUGUACUUUGUGCUGAAAUACUGUAACUGUGCACACAUGCUGAAUCUCUGAAGGCUGACUUAUCGCAAGCUGAUGGUUUUAGUUUAAAAAAACUUGGGAGAUUUCUCACUUGUGUAUGAGACGAGUCUCAGAUUGGCCCCGCUCCUCAACAGAGAGCCCUAAAAUGAAGAUUGUCAGUGUUUGCAUGUGUUAACACUUUCUUUUCUGCUGCUUCUCCCCCUACUUUUUACUAAUCCUCCUCUAGGUUCAGAGGUCUUUCUUUGCUGUUUCCUUUGUUUCUCUUCCUGUUUUGCUUCAUUAUGUGUAACUUGGAACUGAUUUGUACUACUGGAUAUCUGACUGGAGCCACAAACAGGGAAUCUGUAUUGUUCUUACUGAAACACAGCAUGGAAUUAACAUUAAACAAUCUAAAUUAAACAUUACAAGCUGACUUGCUUGUCUGUGUAAGACCAUAGUUUUGCAGCUCAGUGUUAAGUGAACACAUAAUCCACAUAAAUGUUCAAACAAACUAAUAAAUGAAAUAUAACUGUC
Molecule: messenger RNA, 2180 nt
Organism: Chelmon rostratus (copperband butterflyfish)
Lineage: Eukaryota; Metazoa; Chordata; Actinopteri; Chaetodontiformes; Chaetodontidae
Gene: ywhae1
Product: tyrosine 3-monooxygenase/tryptophan 5-monooxygenase activation protein, epsilon polypeptide 1
Exons: 6
Coding region: 157-924 (255 amino acids)
Biological process (GO): signal transduction
Cellular component (GO): cytoplasm
Source: RefSeq, a predicted model, not a curated record